Messenger RNA from Parascedosporium putredinis, 2361 nucleotides. NCBI's taxonomy places the organism in Eukaryota, Fungi, Ascomycota, Sordariomycetes, Microascales, Microascaceae. The record is from the annotation of a GenBank genome assembly.
AUGGGCAACAUGCGUCUUCUAUCCACGGAAACCUGGGAAUUCCGAUACGUUCCGGACCCGGAAUCGCGCCCCGCCUACGUUGCCGUGUCGCGCCGAUGGCGCCACGGCCAGGUAACGUACUCUGAUCUUGUGCAUCGUCGCGAAGACACCCUAUCUUCCGACGACUUUGCGUUCUACGUAAAGGCCGCCAGAGCCGCACAGGACGUUGGAAUCGGAUACAUCUGGGCCUUUGAUCUCUGCGUUGAUUCCUCUUCUUCCGCACAGCUGAGCGAGGCCAUCGUAUGUUCCUAUCGCUGGCUUUCCGAGGCUCACCACCUCAUCGCUUACCUGGACGAUCUAGCCCCGAUCGACCCGGACCCACCACCAUAUACGUUUGACGAGCCCGCAUGGCGGGCUUGUUCGUGGUUUACCAGAUGCUGGACACUGCCGGAGCUGCUCGCCCCACCUUCGGUGCGCUUCCAUGACCGGACCUGGACUUUCCGCGGAUGCAAGACCACGCCUCCGCUUCGCGAGCUCAUCUCUCGCAUCACCGACAUCCCCACCGCCGCCUUGGCCGACGCCUCUCUCGUCCGCCACUUCUCCGUGGCCAAGCGCAUGUCCUGGGCAGCCCGCCGGUCCUGCUCCAGAGAGGAAGACAGGGCCUACUCCCUCGUGGGGAUCAUGGACGCCAACAUCCCCGUCAUCUACGGGGAGGGCGCCACCGCUUUCGUGCGUCUGCAAGAGGAAAUUUGCCGCACGUCGCCCGACAUGUCCCUGUUCCUGUGGGACGCCUGCGCCGGCGACCCGCGCCCGUGGAGGGGCGCCUGGGCUUCGUCUCCGGCCGAGUACUGGCGCUGGAUCGGAUGCCCGCCCUCUUGGCACGAGCCGCUGCUCUCCAAGAGCGACGUGGUGUGCUCGGGUCGGGGGCUCACCAUUUUUGGAGAUUUUCUCUAUAACCCCGAGAGCAGCGGCAACGGGCUCCUCGUGAGGCUCGGCAGUCAUCACGCCACGCCGCACCGCACCGCCGUCAUGAGGCUCUACCGCCUGGGCGAGACCUUUGUGAGGCCCGCCGUCGGCGCUGCCGUGACUGUUCGCAAGGACUUGGAUCUGAAAUCGUCCCGCAUGGCGUCCAAGUUCCUGCAGCUGCCGCGGGUACCGCGUCCCGCCGUCUCUGGUCCCACCCCUUCCCACGUUUGGCCGCCCUCUUCGUGCCCGUCAGGACAGCCCGAGGUUCCUCGGGACCCGGCACUCGCGGCCCAAGAACCGCUGAGCCAUUCCGACACUUCGUCCAGUGGUUCUUCCGCCACCGUCUCGGACGAUGGUGGCUUCUCCGUAGAUGCCCGGUCUACCAUGUCUGAAGGCUUUAUGGAAGUCGUUCCCCGGAAGAAGAAGAAGAGGGCGAACCAUGUGCCGCAACAGCUCAGCCGUUCCCAGAAGCGAAGAAAGGUGGAAGCGCAAGAUCCAGAAAGUAGAAAAGCGCCGCCUACGCCCACUUCUCGUACUCAAGAGGAGACAGUGGAAGAAGCGGAGCAAGUGGAACAAGAGAUGAGUGACGGGACCGAACCCGAACCAUUCGGAGAAAAGCAAGAGUUCGAUGCCGCUCUGGAAGACCAAUCCUCCGAGAGCAACGAAGAUGAUCUUGUCGACGACGACGACGACGACGACGACGAAAUCAUCCGUCCACCCACCCUCGAACCCAACCACGAAUUCCAGAAACUCGUCCCCGAACUCACCCAGCACUCCCUCCUCGAGUUCUCCACCUGGAAAAGCGACAAACAGCCCUUCCUCGCCCGCCCCGACGGCACCAUCACCACCCUACCCCUCCGCCCCCGCGCCCGCCGCUUCGCCUGCCCCGUCUGGCUCGCCGCGGGCGGCGGCGACGAAGCCGCCGGCCGCGCCCCUUCCGGAAGUGCGUCACCCGCGCCGACCUCGUCUCCUGAGCAGCUCGACGACGCGGAGCACGCCUCGUCGUCGGCCGCCGUCGCGGGUGCUACCGAGGCGGGGCAAUGGUACGCUAUCUGGGACGUGCUCUUCCGCGGCGGGACGACGACGUCCUCGCGCCCGCGCCCGCGCUCGCCGUACUUUGGCGGCGGCGGGGCGGAAGAAGAAGAAGAAGAAGAUGAAGAACGAGACGUGUGCCUCCAAGUCGCCCUCAUGCGGGACUUUUGGCGCGAGGAGGGUCAAGCCGUCGUCUCCGGCUUUCUCCAGGCUCGCAAGCUCCUGUCCUGGUGCCUGCCCGCCGAGGAGCGGACCCUCUCCGCCCUCUACUCUCUCGUUCAGGACCGUCUCGCCGACGCCCUGUACGACGAGAGUCUUUAUACGUUACGCGUCGCGCCGCCUUUUGGCUGGCUCUGCGCCUACCGCUGCUACCACCUCCCAUAA